ACCUCUCCUCCCCUCCCCGUUUAUCUAAUCUAAUUUACUACUCUAUUUAUUUUUCUUUCCUGCCCUUGAUAUUUAUCUCUCUCUCCUGUUUCUGUUUUUCCUUCUGCUCCAAUCCCUACCUGCAUUUGCAUUUGCAUUUGCUCUUGCUCCAAAAUUCUCUCUUUCCUCCGCUGCUCCCUAGCCUUUGUUUGAUCUGAUGAUCCAACCAUACUCCAAGAUCUGAAGGCAGGGAGGGACUGCGAAGAAUCGCUCCGCAAUGAGGCCGGAGACGCGGCUUGAUUCAGCGGUGUUCCAGCUCACCCCAACUCGCACAAGGUGUGAUUUAGUCGUGAUAGCAAAUGGACAAAAGGAGAAGAUAGCCUCUGGUUUGCUCAACCCUUUCGUCGCACAUCUCAAGGAUGCACAAGAACAGAUUGCAAAAGGAGGGUACUCCAUCACACUUGAGGCAGAGCCAGAGAUUGAUGCACCAUGGUUUACAAGGGGCACCGUGGAAAGGUUUGUCCGUUUUGUAAGUACACCGGAGGUCCUUGAACGAGUAACGACUAUAGAGUCUGAGAUAUUGCAGAUUGAGGAUGCCAUCAAUGUUCAGAGAAGUGACAAUCUUGGCUUGAGAUCUGUAGAAGAUUAUAAUGAAAAAUUGAUGGAAUGUAUUGGAGAUAGCAAGACAAAUUAUGAUCCUGAUGUGGAUAAAGCACUUGUUCUGUACAAGCCGGGCAUGCAACCACCUCCACCUGUGCAAAACGACAAUACAACUCAGGAGGAGAAUUCAAAAGUUCAAUUGCUUAGAGUGCUUGAGACUCGCAAAACUGUGUUACGUAAGGAGCAGGCUAUGGCCUUUGCUCGUGCUGUAGCGGCUGGGUUUAAUAUCGACAACCUGGGAUAUUUGAUCACAUUCGCAAACCGCUUUGGUGCUUCCCGUUUGAUGAAGGCAUGCACACAGUUCACUGAGUUGUGGAGAAGAAAGCAUGAAACUGGUCAAUGGAUUGAAGUUGAACCUGAAGCAAUGUCUGCACGGUCUGAAUUUCCUCCCUUUAACGCUUCUGGAAUUAUGUUUAUGGGAGACAACAUGAAGCAAAACCUGGAAACACUUUCUGUUUCUAACGGAGAUGCAAAUGGUGAAGAUGCUGCUAAAGCUGAUCAGAGGACAGCUCACCACUCAGGAGCUCCCAGUGAGUACCUCCAUGGUCCAUAUCAAUCAGCAUAUCCACCAUGGGCAAUUCAUCCGACGUACCCCAUGCAAGGCAUGCCUUACUACCCUGGGGUGAACCCAUAUUACCCUCCACCUUACCCCUUAAUGGAUGAUCCUAGGUACCACCACUCAGAUAGGAGAGUAUCAAGGAAGCAUUCUUCAGAUAGCAAGGACUCAGAAACAAUGGAUGAUGAAAGCGGCCAGAGUGGUUCAGAGAUGGAGAUCUCUCAUGUCCACAAGUUGCAUAAAAGGGGCAAGCGAUCAGGCAAGAAGAAACCCAGUGUACUUGUCAUUAGGAACAUCAAUGUGACGUCAAAAAGGCAUGGCUCAUCUGAGAGUGAGUCACAAACAGGUUCUGAUGUAGAAUCUGAGGGCAGUGAUGGUUCACACGCUAAAUAUAGCAAGAGAAAGCAUAAGAGCUCUAGUUCAAAGAAAAAAGAGAGCAGAAAAACCAUUCUUGAGCCUGGAGAUGAGUAUAGUAAGGAUGAAGCAUCUCAUAUGCAACAUGGAGACCAAGGAAACUGGAAUGCCUUCCAGAGUUUCUUGCUAAGAGCUGAAGAGAAUACAAAAGAUAAUGAUGCAGACCUAUUUGCUAAUGAGAGAGAACCACCACCAGCAAGGAGGAAAGAAAGCAGAACCACUGACGAUCCUCUUCUUUUAGCAGAACGAGAUUCUGCCGAUGUUGAUAUAGGGAAGACAUUUGGUUUCGAUUCAUCCCAUGGGAGGAUUAGGCCCAGGAGAAUGCUGUCUGGUGAUGAACUUAUGAUCUCUGCUGAAGGUAGGAGCUUUGUGGAUGAUGAUAUUAAGGAGAUAGAAGCUGGAGAUGUAGGAUACAGGAGAGGAGCAAGUGAUGACUUCAUGGUUUAUGGGCAGGAAAAGCCAACGGACAGUGGGUGUUAUUUAGACCCUCUUGCAGAAGCACAGUACAAGAGUCCAACCCUGAUAGAAAAGAGCAUGAAUAGUGUAGCUGAUGAGUCCUUUAUGAUACCUGUUAGGUCUAACACACAGGAUAAUCUUGGACCAGAAAGCUGUACCACCAUUGAUAUAGAUGUUGAGUUUCCUGGGGCUGUUCAGACAUCAGAAGCAAAGGCUGGAGCCCAACUUUUCUAUGAACCCGAUGAGUUGAUGCCAGAGCGUGAAGAUGUUACAUAUGGAUAUGAUCCUGCAAUGGACUAUGAUAGCCAGAUGCAGAUUCAACCUGCCAUCAUGGUUGAAGAUGCAAAUGCGGAAGACGUAUCCCUAGGGGUUGAGGGUGAAGUAAAGAAGCUAGAGAAAGAUAAGAAGAUUAGAAGUUCACAGGAAAGUUUGGAUAAAAGGAAGGGUGCUUCGGCCAGGAGAUUGCCAUCAUCAAAAACCUGGUUAACAGAUGCACAGAAACGUGCGCAAAACCUGCGGGCAUAUAAAGCAGACCUUCAAAAAGCAAAGAAAGAGCAGGAAGAGGAACAGAUUAAACGGCUGGAACGGCUUAAGCAAGAGAGGCAAAAGAGGAUUGCCUCAAGAAGCAGCACUUCUAAUUCAAUAUCAACACCACAGCAGGCUAAAGUGAAACCUUCACGAAAGAUUUCUCCCAGUAACAACAAGAGUUCAAAGUUUAGUGAUGCUGAACCAGGAUCCUUUUCACCUCUAAGAAAGCUUCCUGCUAGAACUACCCCAGAGAGUGAUCAUCAGAAAACUGGAAAAGCUAGCAAACUAAACGAUAGUGGUACAAAUGCAGUCAGUAAAUCGACCUCAUUGUUAGCAGAGAUGAAGAAAGAGAAAAAUGAAUUGUCCAGUGAGCGACUGAAAAAACUUGCUGAACCUAAAAGCAAUGCUUUGACUGACCGCCAUUUGAUUUCAAAGUCUGCUAAUGUGGACCAUUCACGGAGGAGAAGCAUGCCAGAAGAUACCCAAACAAAGAAAAUAUCUGCUAUUAUGCAGCUAGACCAGAGGAAAUCAGCAACUUUACCAGAACUCAAAGUCAAAUCUCCACGAGCUCCCUCUAUUUCUGUGAAAAACAAGACAGUCGUUAAAGAAACAAGGGAUGGGGAACCUGUAGGUAAAGCACCUCCCACUUCAGAAGUUACAGAUGAAAAAAAAACUAAUGGAGAAGUUUCGAGGAUAAGCAACAGUGAUGAUAAUGUGGUGGUUGAGAAGACUGUUGUUAUUCUUGAAAAUGAGGUGGUUUCGGUGCCGCCUGUCACUCUACCUCCUGGAACAACUACAGAGAAUGAAACUUCUAGCAGUGACAGAACACAGAACCCCAGUCUGGAAUUGGAGUACACGGCCAUCAGGGCUCCACCUUCUCCAGCUGUUCUUCCUGAAGCUGAGAACCCCACCAUCCAUAGAGAUGAUGACCAGGGUAACUCUUACGAGGUGAUGACUGAGCAUCGGAAGGAUGAGACUAAGGAAUUACCCUUGGCUGAUGUGGAGAAACCCUACCAAGCCCCUUUUGCUAGGGUGACAUCACUGGAGAAUGAUUCAAGCAUCACCCAUGCGCUACCAGUGCAAGAAUCUGAAACAUUUGUGCGUGCAGAGAGCAUUAGGGCUCGAGUGCCAGACCCGGUAUACACAGUUUCCAUGGAGGAGACCCAUGAAGCAAAUGAAAAACCUCGUAAUAAAGAAUCAAAAGGCUUCAGGAAACUUUUGAAGUUUGGCAGGAAGAGCCACACAUCAGGUGCAAUGGAUUCUGAUGCAUCCAUUGACGGAGCCAUAACUGGAGAUGGGUCAAUGCUGAAAACCCUCAUUUCGCAAGAUGAUUCUGGCUCUUCAUCUAAAGCUUCUAGGUCAUUCUCCCUACUGUCACCGUUCCGCAGGCAGAAGGUGAUUGUACUGUGACCGUGAGGACUCAAUCGGAGGAUGAAUUAAUGGCUCGCUGAUCCUAUCUUCUGUCAUGUUAAUGCAGUUUGUGCAUUAACUAAUUUGCUUCUUAAUUAGUAGUACAUAAGACAUGCUAGUAGUACACACAUAUACUAUUGCCUACCUGUGUACGUCGUUUCUAAGCUGUGUGUAUGGAGUUUAGUGUAUAUGUGCUUGUCUGUAUAUGUACGUACUGUUGGUAUGCAUGUGUAUAAGUUACACACAAGUACAAUAACACAUUCGUUAUUUUUGUUGAUCGAU
Messenger RNA from Oryza brachyantha (malo sina), 4285 nucleotides. RefSeq names its product COP1-interacting protein 7-like. The transcript is spliced from 13 exons. The record is from RefSeq and is a predicted model, not a curated record. NCBI's taxonomy places the organism in Eukaryota, Viridiplantae, Streptophyta, Magnoliopsida, Poales, Poaceae. The coding region runs from base 257 to 4003 and encodes 1248 amino acids.